AAUUAAACUCCAUAAAAGCUAAACAGUUUUAAACCCCACUGUUAAUAUGCAAACAAAUCGCGCUUUUAGGACGCGGUCGAAAAAAGCUACCCUGCGCAUGCGUGCCUCGCUGGGUCCCGCGCGGCCGGUAGCAGUGUGUCAUUUGGACCGCGUACUGUGAUGUCGCGCGAAUGGGCGGUACUGGCUGGGUGCGUGGUGAGGCGCGAGUGGCAGACGACUCUGAUUUCCAAACCUUAAAGAACCUCCUUGCUUCUGACAUCGGCUGGAAUCUGGAGUAUGAGAGGGACGGCGUCAAAGUUUGGGCUGAAGAUGCCGCCCAUGGCGCGCUUCGGACCGUCAAGGUGGUUGCGGAUUUCGAAGACGUGGAACCGGAUGCACUUUAUGACGUGCUCCAUGACCCAGAGUACCGGUCAGUGUGGGACACGCAUAUGUUGGCGGCCGAAGACGCCGGCCACAUCAAUGUCAACAACGAUGUUGGGUACUAUGCCAUGUCAUGUCCAGCGCCACUCAAGAACCGUGACUUCGUGCUGCAGCGCUCCUGGCUUGACACGGGUGACGAGAAGAUGAUCCUUAACCAUUCUGUGUACCACAAGGACUAUCCACCAAGAAAAGGAUUUGUUAGGGCUCUAUCGUUGCUGACCGGGUUCGUGGUUCGUUCGCGGCCAGUCGGUCCGGGUAGUUGGCUCGGCUAUGUGUCUCGGUCUGACCCGAGAGGCGCGUUACCCGCUUGGCUUGUCAACAGGGUAACAGCACAGCUCGCACCAAGAUUAGUUCAUCAAUUACAAGCAGCUGCCCGUCGCUACCCCGGGUGGAAGGCACUAACUGAUCACCCUUACCACAAGCCCUGGAGACACCCUGAACAGGUCCCCUCAUAUAGAAUUAAACUUGAAGAUUGCAUUGACCCGGAUGCUCCGCCUCCGCCAGCUCCUCAGCAGGAACCAAAACCAAAUACAUCCAAGAAACUCUCGUUACCACAAGUACAAGUCAAGGAAGUAGAGAGUCAGAGCGUUGAAGACUUGGGAGACAUAUCAUCAGAGUUCAGCGUAGAAGUUGAAGAACUUUCCGAUCUCAACAUAGACCCUACGAAGAAAAAAGGAAAAUUCUAUAGACUAGUCAAAUCAAUGAAGAAUAGACGGAAAAGCGUUCAAGUAACAAAGAGCACGGAUAAUCUAGUUGAUGGGAAACCGGAGGAAAAGCAAGAAAAGAAAAAGCCUUUUAAGUUUCAUCGUAGGUUCAGUUUAAGUAGGGGUCGGGAAGAUUGAUAUUGUUUGUUAAGAGUCAAGUAAUAAAUAAUGGUACGACAUCUAAGUAAGGAAAUGUUUCGGUUGUGUAUUGAGCUCGUGGUUAUAUACGGAUACUCAUAUAAAUAAUGUAUAUGUAAUGAAGUGGUUAUGUCUCUCGUAGCGGAAGCGUAGCAUUUAUGUUCCCGGUGUUGCUACGAACUACGGGAACGUAGAGGGCAUAUGAUGGGUAUAGUUGUGUUUUGUUUAUUUUACAUAAUGAAUAUUUAGAAUUAAUAUAGAGUUUCCGUAAUCUUAUAUCAUAAAACAUUUUUUUAGCUUGAUUUUUUGUAUCCCAUUAAAAAAAAUUUAAAUGUAUUAUUUUCCACGUCAUUACAUAAACUUGUUCAUGAGUACCGAAUAUUAGAUUUGCUACCAUUUACUGUGAUUGUAUAUGUUAAAGGAAUAUUUAAGGGAAUUGUUCGUUGUAGCCAGUUUUAUACGCCCUACUUGAUGUUGAUGUAGUGAUGUUGAUUGGAUAUAUUAUUAAAAGUUAUAUAAUGAAUUUUAUACAAAGUUUCUCAUGUAUUCUUCUGAAAGGAUGUCUUAACAUUGUGAACUGAGUAUUUAAUGCAUUAAAGUUAUAUUAAAUACUAACUUCAUCUUAAGCAGAUUUUCUUGCUUGCCUACUUUUAAUUUAUGAUUUAUCACUUAGCGUCUAAACAUUUUGUAUUUUAACACACUUAUUAGUACAAUCCUUCAUCUUUGUAGAGUUAUACAAGUACUGAGCCGUGGUUAGCCAAAACUAUCCCAUCUUAACUCUAUGUCUAGCAACAUAUCUAUAUUAUUAUGAUUAAUCUUAGUGAACUUUCUGUAAUGCGGAUAUCAAGGGAAGUGUAGGGCGAUACUCAUUAUUACAAAAAGGCCAAUGAAUUUCUGGUAUUUUCUGUUUGUUUUAAUAUUACAAUACCAUUCCUAGCAAUUUUAAAGAACCCUAAACUGAUAUUUCCCUACUGUUUACCGUGUCAUCAACGUGUGUAUCUUCUUGGACCUAAAGCUUGAGAAAGAUUCCUGUCUAUUCUGUAAACAUAUCUUCACGGUAAAUUUGUUCCAAUGUUACAAGUCUGCGCAUCAUUUACUGUGUAGCUCGACAUAGGCCGUUGUAACUAGGUACAAAGAUUGUGAAUUUGUUAUCUAUAAUAGUAAAUAAAUUAAAAGUUAGGUAAAAUGUGUUUAUUAUUGGAAAACUAUAUCAAACUCAUAAGCCCAGUUUGUUUGUAAGCAAAUGUGUAAGUUGAUGUAGCUUAAAUGUAUAAAGGCUUUUGUAAGGAGCUUUAUAAAGUUCUAUUCUUUUUAUACUUCAAGACUUGACAAAGAAAUGUUAAAUUACGCUGAGCUAAUUGUACAUUUUUGAAAACCUUUCGAACGUAUGUUCAUAUGAAAUUAUUUACAUUGGACUUUAACUCUUUUUAAUCAAUUAAGUUAAGCUUCCACGAAUUCUAAAUACUUAGGGUCUGUUUCACAAUGUAUGGAUAAAGUACCAAAUAGCUAU
This is a messenger RNA of Pieris napi, 2772 nucleotides long. RefSeq names its product START domain-containing protein 10-like. The record is from RefSeq and is a predicted model, not a curated record. The coding region runs from base 171 to 1262 and encodes 363 amino acids. The transcript has 6 exons. Gene Ontology annotation, molecular function: lipid binding. NCBI's taxonomy places the organism in Eukaryota, Metazoa, Arthropoda, Insecta, Lepidoptera, Pieridae.